AUGUCCACCGUAGGAGAAGCUCAGCCAACACAACCUAAUGCCAAGCCAAAGCCAGUGAUAUUUUGCAUUGGUAUGGCUGGGUCAGGUAAAACCACAUUCAUGCAAAGAUUGAACUCACACAUCCAUUCAAGGAAACAGAUCCCCUAUGUCAUCAACUUGGACCCGGCUGUACUUAAAGUCCCAUUUGGUGCUAACAUCGACAUAAGAGACUCAAUAAAGUAUAAGAAAGUGAUGGAAGAGUAUAAUUUAGGACCAAAUGGUGCAAUUGUCACUUCAUUAAACCUAUUUUCCACAAAGAUUGAUCAAGUCAUCAAAUUGGUUGAUAAGAAGCAGGAUAAAAUUUCUGAUGUAAUUAUUGACACACCAGGUCAAAUCGAAUGUUUUAUAUGGAGUGCCAGUGGGUCUAUUAUAACUGAAGCAUUUGCAUCCUCGUACCCUACAGUGAUUGCUUAUAUUGUUGAUACACCAAGAACAACAAGUCCUACAACAUUCAUGUCCAACAUGCUUUAUGCAUGCUCUAUAUUGUACAAGACUAAGCUCCCCAUGAUCGUGGUUUUCAACAAGACUGAUGUGCAAAGUUGUGAAUUUGCCAAAGAAUGGAUGAGUGAUUUUGAAAGUUUCCAAAUGGCGGUACAAAAGGAUCAACAAGAAAACCAAGAACAAUCUAGUGGAUACAUGAGUAGUUUGGUCAACUCAAUGUCGUUGAUGUUGGAAGAAUUUUACUCUAAUCUUGAUGUGGUCGGAGUAAGUUCUUACACUGGUCAAGGAUUCGAUGAGUUUAUGGAUGCCGUGGACAAUAAAGUUGAUGAAUAUAAUGAGUUUUACAAGGCGGAAAGGGAAAGGAUAUUGAAAAAGAAAGAAGAUGAUGAGAGAAAGAGGCAGACAAAAUCGUUGAACAAAUUGAUGAAGGACAUGGACAUGAAGGAUAAGAAAAAGAGUGAAGAUGGCGAGGUUCUAUCAGAUUUCGAUGAUGAUGAUGAGGAAGUAGAUGAAGAGUUGCAAGGUGAAGUAUUGCCUGACGACGAGGAAGAAGAAGCUCGUGGCUUGGCUGAAGUCGGUAACCCAUCAAGAGAAUAUACGUUUGCCGAAGAUCGUCAAUCAGAAUUGGACCCUACCAAAGAUGCCGAUUUACAAGCAAGGUAUCAACAAGCAAUGGAGUCUAGAGGGAAACCUGUCUCGUCACAAACAGCAGAAAAUAUUGCUCGUUACAUAAAUAGAUCGCAAUAA
Messenger RNA from Lodderomyces parapsilosis, 1227 nucleotides. Its product is annotated as GTPase. The record is from RefSeq and is a predicted model, not a curated record. The transcript has a single exon. Lineage: Eukaryota; Fungi; Ascomycota; Pichiomycetes; Serinales; Debaryomycetaceae. Gene Ontology annotation, molecular function: GTPase activity. Bases 1 to 1227 code for a protein of 408 amino acids.